This is a messenger RNA of Saccoglossus kowalevskii, 2072 nucleotides long. RefSeq names its product transmembrane protein 45B-like. The record is from RefSeq and is a predicted model, not a curated record. NCBI's taxonomy places the organism in Eukaryota, Metazoa, Hemichordata, Enteropneusta, Harrimaniidae.
UAGCUUACAGUCUUGGAAGCUCAUAGACCCUAUGAGAAGCCAUAUUGUCCGUACGAGUGACGUGGCGAAACACCGCAGGUCAAACAUCUGAUUACUUUCUUAGUUACGAUUGAAUUGGACGAUAAUUUAACGGGAACAGCUAUGGGGCUUUUCAUGGGACACGCUCUCCCCGGCAGCUUUUUCAUCGUCUUCGGGGUAUGGUGGUGCAUAAAGUAUUCCUACCGCUUUAUUCGUAAGAAUUCAAACGUAUUUAGGCAGACCAACAACCCGACUGUCAACAGCAAUGGAACACGACGUUUCUUUACAAGCCGCGAUGCCGAGUUCAUUGAAGGUAUAAUCGUCGUUGUGUUCGGUAGUGUUGGGGUCAUCGUUGAACAAUCUUGGCCUGAAUGGAAAUGGACCAUGUUAGACAAAGACACGGGAAAAUUUGUGCAUUCGGUAGAAUGGCAGCACUGCACUAUGUACAUAUUCUUUGGCAUCGCCGGUGCAGUAUUUGUCAUUGCACGUACGUGUGUCACUGGGCUGAAAGCUUUUGAGCACUUUUUCAUGGCCUUGGCUUUUUUCAUCGAAGGUAUGCUGUUUUACUUCCACGUUCACGCCCGUUCGCCUUUAGACAUUUCACUGCACUAUAUGUUGGUGAUUACAGUAUUGCUAACCGCACUGGUGACAUUCACCGAAAUUUGGAAAACUGAUGUCCAACUGCUGCCGUUCAUUCGCACCGGUCUAACCUUCACUCAGGGUACGUGGUUUUGGCAAGUCGCGUUUGUAUUAUACCCACCUAAUGGCGGCGCUCAUUGGGACCCCGACAGUCACGAGAACCUGAUGUUUGUAACAAUGGCAUUCUGCUGGCACAUCCUCGCAUGUAUGGCUGUGAUGGCUGGAAUCUUCGGCGUAAUAUCUGUCUAUUUCCGAAUGACUAUCACCCAGGCCAGCACCAACGAAAUUCGCCUUGAAUGCUACGAUAAGCUUAUCGAUGAAAUUUGAAUGUCAUGCCGGUACAUUGACGUUGACGCUCGGCGUAAGCGUAUGGGAGGUGUGUGCGUCCCCGUGAGAAGAGUCCAGGGUGUAUACUCCACGAACAUGUAUACUCCACGAACAUGUAUACUCCACGAACAUGUAUACUCCUCGUUGUUGGUUUCGUCUUGUUGAUACAUUAACUCGAGCAGUUAAUCCCAGCUCCCGUUCCAUGUCCAUGUUUCAGAAGUUUUUAUCUAUAAUUGUUUAGGGGGUGUUUAGCUUUUAUUUGAGGAUGGGGUGAAUAUGUACAUUGUAAAACUGAAUAAUUGAGCAUUUAAAGCAUUUGAGCAGUUUUUAUAAAAAUUACGAAAUACUAAACAAAUGUAGUACUAUUAAAAUAAAAUAUAUGAAAUUCAGAAAGAAAAAUAAGCUGCCCUACUGUAACAAUACAUCUGAUUUUAAUCAGUUUGAUCUGGACACCCUCGAUAAAUGGUUUCACUGCACUUCUCUGUACUUCUGUUCUUAUUGUCUGCUUUGGAAUGAUCGCGAAAUCAGUAUACAUACAGUUCAAGCCUUGUGAGUUAUCCGAUACUUUCGAACUGAAGCUCGUUCGGCCGAAAAAUUGCAGUUUUUCUGUUAUUUUUCCAUUAAAUAUCAACCUUUCUACAGUUUAUCUGACUUGCAGCACGUCACCCGCACAUGGAGAUUGUACAUUGCAUAAUGAGUUUAUAAAUAUUUAUAACUACAUUUGGGACGUAACAAAGAUCGAAACCACUUUGGUCCUGGUCGAUCAAAGGGUGUUAGCCUGCCUGACAACAUAAGAAAAAUAUUAAAUCGUUUUUCUUGGUGUGUGAAUGGAAUAUUGUAUGUAGCUGCGAUUGGAUUCGAUUCGCGAUUUGAUGGGCGUGCAAUUUAUUACAUGUGUGAAACAGGCUUUUGAUACUGUACCUGCGACAACGCAUCUCCAUUGUGUGGGAGAACUGUUAUGUAGUAAUGUAAUCACUAAAAUCACUGACACUUUAUUGCAGUUUUUUGAUUAGACUUUAUUUUAUGUGCUAGCAUAUUAUUAUUUUGUGAUAGGGAUAUUUAGUAUUAAAUCUAGAUUUUUAUUCUUA